Molecule: messenger RNA, 7971 nt
Organism: Mustela lutreola (European mink)
Lineage: Eukaryota; Metazoa; Chordata; Mammalia; Carnivora; Mustelidae
Gene: NOS1AP
Product: nitric oxide synthase 1 adaptor protein
Exons: 9
Coding region: 368-2080 (570 amino acids)
Molecular function (GO): nitric-oxide synthase binding
Source: RefSeq, a predicted model, not a curated record
GAGGACUGCGCCCGUGGUUUCAGCAAAUACUCAUUUCAUCAGCGAACGUUGGCGUGCCAUUACCUGAUGAUGUUCUAGGCCCCGGGGGACCGGUGGGUGAGGGCUCUAGUCUUCAUGGAGCUGAUGCUGACGUGGGGAACACGGGUUACAGGGCAAGGACGUAAGGAACAAGGUAAGGUCAGGGAGUGGUUAAGGCCUGUGAGGAAAGCAGAAUGGUGUGACCGAGGGUGAGGCAAGGGCAGGAGGGCCGGCCUGCUUUGGAGCGGGGCCGGCAGACCCGAGGGAGCUUGGGUGUUGGCCACGAGCCAGCCUUGCCGAGAUUUGUUCAUGGCUGAGGGAUCAGCGCACGCAAGACUGGAAGGCGGGCAUGAGCUUAGCUUCUUCCAGCAGCGGGGGGAAUGUUCACGUGGAGUGUGAGGUGCAGAGAGGGGCGGGCCUGGAUCGUGAAGGAACGUCGAGGCCGCGGCCGGUAGGGAGCCUCCCACCAUUUAUGAUCCGGACCUGCAUAUCGACACUGGAUGAGAUGCCGUGGAGCUUGACCUCCUGUGGUUACUACAGAGAUAAUGUGGCUUUGGUGGUACCCGGGCCCUGUUUUCAGCCCUUCCCCGGCCAGGCGCGCACUGAACAGGAUCUGUCCAUGUCUCUCCUGUGCUGGUGGCGCCCCCCAGCUCUGGUGUCAUGCGCCAGCCUUUCUGCUUGGAUGGAGUCGUCAAGCCCAGGGUCCCUCUCUCCUCUGAACACACAUCAGGACCUGUAUGAGUUCAAAGCCAAGAACAUCAAGAAGAAGAAGGUGAGCAUUAUGGUUUCGGUGGAUGGAGUGAAAGUGAUUCUGAAGAAGAAGAAGAAGCUUCUUUUAUUGCAGAAAAAGGAGUGGACGUGGGAUGAGAGCAAGAUGCUGGUGAUGCAGGACCCCAUCUACAGGAUCUUCUACGUUUCUCAUGAUUCCCAGGACCUGAAGAUCUUCAGCUAUAUUGCCCGAGACGGUGCCAGCAACAUUUUCAGGUGUAACGUCUUUAAAUCCAAGAAGAAGAGCCAGGCUAUGCGAAUCGUGCGGACGGUCGGGCAGGCUUUCGAGGUCUGCCAUAAGUUGAGCCUCCAGCACACGCAGCAGAACGCAGACGGCCAGGAGGACGGAGAGAGCGAGAGGAACAGCAGCAGCUCAGGGGACCCAGGCCGCCAGCUCCCCGGAGCCGAGAGGGCCUCCUCGGCCACCGCGGAGGAGACGGACAUUGACGCAGUGGAGGUCCCGCUCCCGGGGAAUGACAUCCUGGAAUUCAGCCGAGGUGUGACUGACCUUGACGCCGUCGGGAAGGAAGGAGGCUCCCAUCCGGACCCAAAGGCUUCACCCCACCCCCCGGAGCCCAUGCUGGCGGCCUCGCCCAGGAUGCUCCUUCCCUCUUGCUCGGCGAAGCCCCCAGGCUUGGGCCCAGGGACGCCGCUGUCCUCCCACCACCAGAUGCAGCUCCUCCAGCAGCUCCUCCAGCAGCAGCAGCAGCAGACGCAAGUGGCUGUGGCGCAGGUUCACUUGCUGAAGGACCAGCUGGCUGCCGAAGCGGCUGCGCGGCUGGAGGCACAGGCCCGCGUGCACCAGCUCCUGCUGCAGAACAAGGACCUGCUGCAGCACAUCUCUCUGCUGGUCAAGCAGGUGCAGGAGCUGGAGCUGAAGCUGUCGGGACAGAAUGCCAUGGGCUCCCAGGACAGCUUGCUGGAGAUCACCUUCCGCUCCGGAGGUCUGCCGGUGCUCUGCGACCCCACCACCCCGCAGCCGGAGGACCUGCCCUCACCGCCCCCUGGCGCGGGCCUGGCCGAGCUGGCCCACCCCGCCGGCAGCCCCCUAGGUAGGCGUGACUGCCUGGUGAAGCUGGAGUGCUUCCGCUUCUUGCCGCCGCCUGCGGGCCCGCUGCUGGGGGGCCUGGAGCUCCUCAAGUUCCGCGAGUCGGGCAUUGCCUCGGAGUACGAGUCCAACACGGACGAGAGCGAGGAGCGCGACUCGUGGUCCCAGGAGGAGCUGCCACGUCUGCUCAACGUCCUGCAGAGGCAGGAGCUGGGCGACAGCCUGGACGAUGAGAUCGCUGUAUAGGGUGGGCCGCGGCGCAGGGCUGGGCCAGGUGCAGGGCCGGAGGGGCGCGGGGGCCGGGUGCACCGCCGAGGACGCCCGCGCGGCGGAGGGCGGUGAGUGCCGGGAAGAUGAGCGACUUUGGCUCCAGCCAGGGGCCCCAGAGAGCCUGUGGUUUCAGGAAAGAAUCACAAUUCUGCUUUGGAGGGUCCGAUGGGGGAGAACUGGGACUCCCAGAGGCGAGUGGGCCCCUCUCUCCCACGUGUGCCUUGGGAGGGGAGGGCAGGGCCUUCCAGAGCCAGUGGCUUCGGGAGAGGGUCCCUCGUGCGGAUCGCCAGGCUGCCCGAGGACCUGCCACGAGCGGGUUGUUUCAUCAGGCUCCUCCGCUCUGUCCCGCCCGGGGUGCCCGGGGUGCCCGGGGAGCCCCCUCCCGCCCCAUCUCCCAAUCCCAUGGCAAAGGGAAGCCAUCAGGUGCCGGCUCAGGUCCUGUGUGUCUGGAUAUCCAGGAUGUUACCAGUUGCCUAACCCUCCCCUGACCUUCUGGAAGGAAUUCCUUCUCUAGGCCGUUGUGGAGAUGACAGAGGUUGAAUGCCCCGGUGGUAAGGGACGGGGUGGAGAUCUCAGUGUGAUCAUGGAAUUGGGAUGUUUCACGUCGGACGUCGGGUAAGCACUGGGAUGACUUGAACCUGGACGUUUGCUCUAGCUGGAUGUGACGUGUUACUUCCGAGGGAGACUGGGAGUUGGACAUCGUUCAGGCCCUUGCGGUGCAAGCCCUGGGGGAGGGCAGCCCCUUUGGGGCUCCAGAUGAUGUUGGUCCGAUUCCUCAGUGUGGGGGCUCCCCCCUCUCCCGCCCCAUCCUGCCUACAAGCUCAGCUCCUCCGCAUGGAGGCUGGGAAGCUGCCUCCUUCUCCCUUCCGUGUCUUGCCUCAGGGUCCAUGUCGGCCAAGGCUUGUACAGCAUCCUCCCCUCGGAGAAAGUCCCCGAGCCCCCGGCCUUACCUCUCAACCCGUCCCCUCCACUGGGCGUUAGUGGUCAGCGUUUACUGCAGGAAAAAAACCAAACACGAGCUGGUAGCUGAGACUGUUUCUUUCCACUCUUCAGAAUCACUGCCACUUUGGUCAGGGACCACAGCCCUGUCCCCCCCUUGACCUGUCUUUGACCAUCCAGGCCUUGUCUAGAAAACGCCGUCUCGGCUGGCCGGCCAACCAUGGCAGGGAGGCCACGCUCCCUUUGUGACAGUCCGGCCACGAGUGGCUGUUAGCAGAUUUAAAGCUGCCUCGAGAGAGAGCCGAGCCAGUACUAGGGUCUUGUGUGUGGGGAAGUAAGUGUUCGUCCCGGAGAACGAGCAACAGACCCAGACAGCAGUAAUCUGUGAGGAUUCGGUGUUAAGGAUGGGGUUGCCCAAAACACAGAGUUUUUCAACCCCAACCUUGCUUUAUAAUUUAUAGAAGUGAAAGCGUAGCCCUUUUUCUUAAAUAGCUGGGUUUCUUCUACACUAGAAAGUCCAAAGUAAAGGAAAUACACAUAGCUUUAUGGUGGCCUUCCUGGGCACACCAGGGUAUUGGCAGAAAGAGGAUGGGGUGUGGAUGGAUGUGUGUGUGCACGUGUGUACAGAUAGGCUUGUGUACCCGUGUGAGGGAAGGUGAGUACAUGUGUGUGGGUGUGUGAGAAGUGACCGGAGAGAAGAGAGUGUGAAUCUUCAGGGCGUUUGGACGACAGCAGGGUUGUAUUGUUUUUCCUAACGGUUUAUUUAGUUGGAGAAAGGUGGUUCUGUUUAGUUCGCUGUCUUUUCUAAUUAGCCGUUGGACGGAAUAGGUCCAAAUACACAAGGAAGAAGCAGGUUAAGGUGAGAGCCCCAGACUGAAGGAGGUGUUGGGAAUCCGGUGUGGCUGAGCCGGCUUCCCAGACUCUCCCCUGGGUGCAGCCUCUCUGAGUGGUAGAAUCUUCUGGAGGGUUCAGGACAGUGGAAGGUCUGGCUUCUCGACCCCUGCCUGUAAGCAGGAGCCCAGCGUGAAGCCACCGGAUUUGUGGAAUGUGGCAGGAGAGGGGAAGGGCCAGGGGUGGGUGGGGCGUAGUUGCACAAGGGUUUAGAGAAGCUGCGGAGGGAAAGAAGAAAGGGGGUUGAGCAGAGAGUAAAGGAUGGGAAGCGGCUGUCUGUACCGCUGACUCCGGACCCAUCCUGGACCCUUGGCCUCGGAUGCUCCGCGGUGGUUUCCAGCUGCCUCAGCCCCAGCCUCCCCGCAGAGGGGGCCUCCCCUGGAGCUCUGGUUUGCACGUCUGCACCGUCCCCAGUGUGCCUGGGGUGUGGCGACGGGAGACAGGAUGGAACUAGGGGCCUUGACGGGUCGCCAGCCACUGGGCAGAGCAGAGAACAGCGCAGACCUGAUUCCCCAGCGACGCCACCCCCUCCUCCCUCCUCCCUUCUCGCUCCGCUCACUCAGCUGCUGCCUUCCUCCUCUUUCAUCUUUCUGCUCUGCCCUGCAGACAGGACAAGUGGACACCGGGGGGGCGCCUGCCCUAUUGGUGCCUGCCUCAGCCUCCCCCCGGGGGCCGGCAGAGUCCUGGGCACCUUGAGGCUCUCCCAGGUGCAGAGCCAGCAAAGAAUUUCUCUGCACAGAACAGACUGCGUGUUGGGAUGAAAACGAUACUCCUAUCCCCGCUUCUACCAACGCUCUCUGUGAAGCCCCUUCGUAGCUUCCCUUCUGCCCACGGCUCCUGUUCAGCACUUGUGUUCCUUUGAUUUCCUCUUCGCCUCACCGCCUCCUCUCACCCCACCGAGCCCGAGCCCUCUGCUUUCUGAAACUCUUGUGUCAUUAACUCUGUCGGUUCAACUCUCUGGGACAAGAUUCUGUUCAUGUAAAGUGCACUUACUCCCUGGAUGUCGUCACUAGUCUAGUGGCUUUUGCUAAAUAAACCUUUCUUAUUUCUAAAAGCUUUUCCAUGGUCUUUUCUUGCUUCUUCUAUCUGCUCCCUGACUUGCCCUCACUCCCACCCCACUUCCCAAGCCAGCGGCCAUCAGCUCUGCGAGCCACUGUUCUCGGGGCGGUGGUGGUCAGAAAACGGGGGAGGAAGGUGGUGGCUUCAGGCGCGAUUUAGCUAGACCAGCCUUGCUCAGCAGGCGGCUGUGCUGUGGUUUUUCCAGGACAGUGUGGCUUCCCCGGGGGGUCAUUCGGCGGUGUCUGGAGACAGUUUCGGUUUGACCGAACUGGGGGAAGGAUGCGUUUGAUAAUUAGUGGGUAGAAGCCAGGGACGUUGCUAAACAUCCUACACACACAGGAGGACCCCACCCCCCACCCCCCAAGAGAGAAUCACCCGGCCCCAAAUGUCAGUAGUCCCGAGGUUCAGAGGCUCCGGGCUCAUGCCUGCUUCCAGACUCUCCCAAGCCCGGGUCUUUUCACGCUGCAGAUGUCACUGGCGUAUAAGCACAUUUUGAGUGCUUGAAAAAGUACGACAUCGUAGAUAUUUCCAGCUAUAACGAAGAUCAUCUAGAUCAUAAAAUUUCUUGGACUCCCUGACUAAAUGUCUGAACUACGCAGUAGUAGUAGGUAGGAUUCCGAACGGCCCCGUUCCUGAAAUGCCCAUCCCGGGGUCAAAACGGGCUCGUCCCCACAUCUGGCCUCAGGCAUGGUGGUGCCCUUGUCGCUCGGCUCGGCAGAGGGGUGCUGGCUCGAGGGCACUUGGCCUUCCUGCCAGGAGGCGUCAUGGAAAGCAGGAGGAAGGCUAGCGAGGGAAGAGCAUCAGAGAGAUAGAAGCUGCAGGACUUCGAAACCCGGCAUCAUGGAAACCAGAUUACUUUGGCCAGGACAUUUAGCCGCCUCGAAGGCAGAGGCCCUGUUGGCCUGGUACUUUGUCAGGCGCGGCCAACUUUGCAGGAAGGCUGAGAGGAUCUGAUCAACCCUUUGCCCCUUUCUGAGUGAGGGAACUGAGCCUCAUUUUUCUCAUCUGUAAAAUGGGGACAAAACAGACCACGUAAAGCGGUAAUGACAAGUAAAUGAGCAGGCAUUUUCCGAGCAUCAAGCAGAGUGCCUGGCAGGGGCUCAGGGCACCACAGAGCUUACCUGCUAGUUGAUUGGGGUGGCGGGAGGUGUGCCCAUGUGGUCUGUGCCUUUGUGGGCUGUGUGCAUUUCCUGCGUGCUGAAACUUCCCUCGGAACUCUGCUCUGAGAAAGUCCCUGGGGUUCCCAAUGACGCUGGUAAAUGUGUGAGAGGCAGAGAGCGUCUAACUUCACACGAAACUCCAGCCCUUGCCGGGCAGUGGGCACGUGCUGUGACCCCCUGCUCAGACCCCAGCUGCAGGAUGGCUUGCUGUCUUUAUAACGGGUUCCAUGCCUGGGACACAUAUACCCUGCAGGAGGGAGUGUGGGUUGGGCAGGCGGUGUGAGGCCGGACAAGAGCCGAGUCCUCCUGAUUCCCUCACAGACUGAAGGAAGGCCAUGAGGCCCCCAGGUGAGCCCAUCCUCUUGCUCCCUUCUCAAGGGCCCCACCAAGGAGACCCACGUGUGUGGGGAUGCACAGAAGGGGAGGUCUUCAGGGGCGUAGGUGACUUUUGCAGUUUGGGAAACAGGAAAUCAGAGUGAGAACCCCUCUGCUACCCUCCCCUGAGGGGUCCAGGGGAUGACGUCAGGGCUCCCCAGAGAGACCACCCACCCUGGAGUGGGCAGGUUGGGGGUCUGGAGCCCACAGUACAAGUACCCUAUUGGACUCUGGCUGGGACGGUAGCAGGUGGGGAGAGAGCAAGUGGGGAAGGGUCUCGCCACGUGCGACAUGAUGGGAUUCGAGCCCAGCCUCUCACAGAAGAGCCGUGAGCGGCAUUUUAGCAGCACAGGGAUAAGCAGAAGCAGGCCUGCUGAAGCAGAAAGCAGAGGCCUCACUGGGGGCCAAUCUUCCACCUCAACCUGUUGGCCAACCGGGGGCUGGGCGGAGGCUGAGGUAAAGGGAGACUUGGCGUUGGGGGCCCCCCGGAAAAGGAGAUGCCCCACAGCGGUGAGAGCGCCCCCUUGGGGCAUUAGGGAGCUGAAAUGAGAGGUAAGUACGGCCUAAAAAUAAGACCAGUGAGCAUUCAGCUCACUUUUCUUUUUUAGAACCACGUAAUGGGUAAGACACAUGUCCUCCCCACAUCCCUGGUGUUCGGCCACGUUUCUGGGUCGGAGCUGGUAGUGAGGCCGCCUCGGAAAUGGAUUGACCGCCGGGGCUGGCCGCUGCUGCGCUCCUCGGUGACGGGAAGCCGCGUUUUCACGCGUGUCCCUGCCUGCUUUGCCGUGACGCAGCUCAGCCAGGUACAGACGCCCCCCAGGUCAGAAGCAAGUCUGUCGUGCUUCAGCAAAAGUGCCUCUUCCAAGUGAAGGAUCGUGGGGCACGUGGGGUGGGGGUGCCCGGCCCCACGUGCCUGUUUCCUGCCUUACGCACGGGGCCACGUGGUCCUCCCUGUUCCUCCCCUCGGGAGAUCUAACAGCCGAGAAGCUUUCAGAGCGCACAGAGGUGCUGCGGGGGGAGCCUCCCUGUGCCCGCAGUAAAGGGCGUUCACUCUCCUCCCCUCCGGCCGAGCUCUUCCGCAGGGGAACUGACCACAGGGGGACCCACCAGUAAGCCAGCGUCGCCCCAGAAUCACCCAGAAGGUCGCUGAGAGCCCAAUGGCCAGGCCCCCUCCUGCCCCCACCGAGUUUCUGAUUCCAUGAAUCUGAGAUUUCGUUUCUAGCAGAUUCUUAGGGGAUGCCGACGCUGCUGAUCUGGGCACCUCACUUUGAAAAGUGCCCCUAGAGAAGCUCUUCUCCAACUUGGGGAGGAGAGGGGACGGGAAGGCGGGAGGGGCCGCGAGGGGACCUGCUGUUGCUCGCCAACCGUUCGCCAGCGGGUGACCCGGGACUUGACGGAAGGCUGUGACCAACUUGGGUUUAUUGACAUCUCUCUGGAGGCAUG